Messenger RNA from Histoplasma capsulatum G186AR, 3426 nucleotides. Its product is annotated as trans-2-enoyl-CoA reductase. Gene Ontology annotation, biological process: fatty acid metabolic process. The record is from RefSeq and is a predicted model, not a curated record. Gene Ontology annotation, molecular function: trans-2-enoyl-CoA reductase (NADPH) activity. Bases 48 to 1274 code for a protein of 408 amino acids. Lineage: Eukaryota; Fungi; Ascomycota; Eurotiomycetes; Onygenales; Ajellomycetaceae. The transcript is spliced from 2 exons. Gene Ontology annotation, cellular component: mitochondrion.
CUGCAACCUAGCACUUUGGCCGGCCGAGCUGCCACAACGCUAUAGCCAUGUUUUCUGCUGGAGCAGCUGUGCGCGCGCUAGGCCGAUUGAAGCCUAUGAACGCUGUUCCCUCCGCCCGUGCCUCCUUCAGACUCUCCCUGGACCGUCGACGGUACAUCUCCGCCUACGGCUACACCCAGGCCAAAGCCUUAGUCUACGCCAACUAUGGUGAGCCCAAAGAUGUCUUAAGCCUACAUUCCUACUCUAUCUCACCCCCACACCACACCCAGGUCAAUGUCCGCCUCCUCACCGCGCCCCUCAACCCCGCCGAUAUCAACCAAAUCCAGGGCGUCUAUCCUUCAAAACCCGCCUUCGCUACAACCCUCGGCACAUCCACCCCUUCCGCCAUCGCCGGCAAUGAAGCUGCCUUCGAGGUCCUGUCAACCGGCUCCGGUGUCAAAUCCCUCACAAAGGGCGACUGGGUCAUCAUGAAGCGGUCGGGGAUGGGCACCUGGCGCACGCACGCACAAUUCGACGAAGCAUCCUUAAUCAAGAUCGAAGACCGCAGCAACCUGACCCCGCUCCAGGUCGGCACCGUUGGCAUCAACCCCGUCACCGCCUACCGGAUGCUGAAGGAUUUCUGCGAGUGGGACUGGGUGGGCAAGCCGGGGGAGGAAUGGGUGAUUCAGAACGGAGCGAACUCCGGCGUCGGCCGCGCGGUCAUCCAGCUCGGGCGCGAAUGGGGCAUCAAGACGCUGAACGUCAUUCGCGAGCGGGACUCGGCCGCGGAGACGGCGGCGCUGACGGACGAUCUGCUGGCCCUGGGCGCGACGGCGGUCGUGACGGAGGCCCAGCUCCUCUCGUCCAAGACGUUCCGCGACAUCGUGCACGAACGGACGCGCCAGGGCAAGGAGCCCAUUCGCCUGGCGCUGAAUUGCGUGGGCGGGCCCAGCGCGACGGCGAUGUUGAAGGUGCUUGCGCCCGAGUCGCAUAUGGUCACGUAUGGAGCGAUGGCGAAGCAGCCCCUGACGCUGCCGUCGGGGUUGUUGAUUUUCAAGAAUCUGGUCCUGGAUGGUUUUUGGGUGUCGAAGUGGAGUGAUAAGAAUCCAGCGCUGAAGACAGAGACGGUCAAUGAUAUUUUGAGGUUGGUGAGGGCGGGAAAGUUCAAGGAUAUACCCGUCCAAGAGAAGAAAUGGACCUGGGAGACCGAGGCGGCAGAGUUGGCGGCGGAGGCUCAGGGGACGUUGAGCGGGAGAAGAAGCGGGAAGAGUGUGUUUGUGUACGAAGGGGAUUAAGUGAGGCGAUGGUUUUGCGUCCUCUACACUUCGGUGUUCGGUUCUCGGGUCGUGUUUGUAUGGGUGUGUCUAUAAAAUCAUUUUAUAUUAUCAUAUUGUACAUUACUGUAGCUAGAGAGCGGGAAGAAAAAAAUGUAUUUGAGUCUAUUUAUGGUAUGGGUCUUCAUUAUCUCUUCAAUUGAGCCCGCUGUUUUGCAAAUCCUGGCAUCCUGUAUCUGUCUAGCAACUAUAUUGCGAUUAAACAAUCCAAACACGGCGGAGAUAUAUCAAAUUCCAUCCACGAUAUCAUAAAUCCAACACGCAAUUAUAUCUCCUUCCCUCUAUAGUAACCCCGGAAAGAAAACGUGAAUCUCAAUAAAAAGCCGCACAAUCCCGAAUCCAAACAUAAAGAGCCGAAAACACAAUAUCUAACUAGUAACUAAUUUCCAAUUCCCAAAAACACAAGAAAGCAUCCCGACUCCGCUACCCCCUCUCUAUACCUUCCCCUCCUGACAUUUCCAAUUCUCCUCUACCCACCGGACAACAAUAGUCCCCAGGGUCUCCUCCUCCAUAAUAACCUCUGUAUCCUCCUUCAUAUCAACAUCGUGUCCCACAAAUUUAAACGCCAUAUCCAGCCAUGGCUCGACGAAAUCGAGGUAAACAACGUCGACGGCUUCUGGGUCUGCAGUGUCGGAGUUCAUGUCCCUGGGCGAAGGCGAGGACAUGGAUGUGGAUGUGGAAGUGUUUGCAGGAACGAAGGCGGACAGGCAGUUUGGUACUUUGUAGGAGGAUAUCUUGGAGUGGAUCGUGUCGUCACCAUCGUCGCCUGCGUCGUCUACCGUAGUGUAGCCCGGCAUGAUGAUCAGAGCUGGCUCUUUGCCUUGAUCAUCCUCUGUAUCGCGGUCAUCACCACUGGGGGAGUUGAGUGGGAUUUGGUUCGGCGAAGACAGUUGGGUUUCUCCUCGACCAUGGCCAUCGUUCUCGCCGUUGACGAAGCUACUGAGAGAUAUCUUCUGCUGCUCGGGCGGGGAUAGGAAAGACGAUGCAGAAACAGUCGAGUUCGGCAUGUCUGCGAGAAUUUUUAUCUGUCGAUUCAGGACUUCCAUGACCAGUUUCGCUUUUUCGUAAGGCACGUCCUUAACAUAGCGAAAGCCGGAUGGAAACGGUGAUAGAGUGUAUGCUGAAUCUUUCGUGAAAGGCCCUUUGAAGAUAUCAAAGCGGAGAGCACCUGUGUUUAUGAUAACCAUAGCGGCCUUGUUAGGGCGCGUUUUCACACGGAAGCUAUCGGGCAGGACCUUCUUCUCCAGCCAAGAAUAUAAACUUGCGUUGUGGGGAUACGGCACGCGCGACAUCCACAGGUCUUUCGGCGCGCAGCCAUGUAUGUGGUCAAGUUUCAGUUCGCGCCGAGCACUCUGGAUCAUUUUGGAGACAUUCUUGCCAUGUUCCGUGGGGAAGGUGGUUGUGUUGAGACCGGUAUGGUAGCUGAAGGACCAGAGGUUAUUAUCGAUGUAUCUCCGUGUGAAUGAUGGGUUGGCUGCUGCAGACGAUGACUGCUUGUCUCCCGUCGACAAACCGCUGAUGGAGGCGAAGCCGAUCGUUUCCAUAAACCUGCCACUGGCGAGUCCGUACGCCUUUUCGUCGUACUUAACAUAGUCCCGGAUAUGAUAGUGGCCUCCAAAAAAAUGGAUUGGGGUGUCCCAAUGCAUGCCCCUUAUCUCUUUGUAGAUGGUUAAGAAUUCAUUCGAUUCCACAGCAACAUGUCCAACAACGACGAAAAGGUCGACAUCCUUGUCCCGAAUCGCGUCCUGGAACCAUUCUUCCUUGACAGUCUCCUCCACAGGUUGGACAAAGGUAUUAUUGUAGUUUUGUUUGAAAUUGAAUAAAAACCCAAACGCCACAAUACGGAUACCUAGUUUCUGUGUCGUGAAUUUCUUGAAGCGUGCGGCCAAGGGGACCCGCUCCCCCGAGUGGGGAUCCAUUAUAUCGAUAUUCGAGGAGAUGUAGUUGCCUUUGAAAUUGGGGACUGUUGUCAGAUACUCAUUUACGGACGUGUUCUUUUGAUACAGCUCAUGGUUGCCAGAGCAUAUGAUGUCAAUGCGUUGCUGCUUGAAAAUCUCCGCGGUAUAUAGCCCCUUUGGCUCCGAGCCGUCGUAGAGACCAUUUCCGUCUACUC